GAGGCGGCGCUGAAAUUCAAAUCCCCGGAGCGGUUGGGGUGGAGGAUUUUGCGAUUCCCGGGGCGACGUGAGGGAGCGGCCGGAGUAGCAGCGAUGGAUCCGUUCACUGAGAAACUACUUGAACGAACCCGUGCCAGGAGGGAGAACCUGCAGAAGAAAAUGGCUGAGCGGCCGACCAUGGGAGCGAGACUUGCAGCGCAGACCAAGAGGGUCAGAGAGCCUUUGUUAGAGACUGGUAACCAGGCAUCUCUUCCUAAUGAAGAAGUGAAACCUAGUACUAAACCAUCACCAUCAAAGAGACGCUGCUCCAAUAAUGUAGAGACCCAAGCUUCCACUAUAGAGAACACACAGCCUGUUCCUUCAAGUUCCCCAAGCCACCGUUCUCCUGCGAUGAACUCGGAAUUGCAUGGAACUGUGUGUAACAAGACUUCACCGGCUCAACCUCUUGAGAAAGGAAAAACAAGCACCAAGUCAGAAACUCCUGCAACCCUUUCAGUCAAAACACGUAUGCAGAAACUGGCAGAACAGCGACGCUGCUGGGAUAGUGAGGAUCCCUCUGAAUGUGCUCGUCUGUCUCCCCUCCAGUCAAAGGACCUGUCUGUUUCUCCACCUAAGCGGGCAACUAAUGAUCUGGCAAGUGGUACCCCUAUUGGGAGAAGGGGCCGUUUAGCUAACCUUGCAGCUACAAUUGGCUCCUGGGAAGAUGACCUAAGUCAUCCAUCUGCAAAGCAAAACAAUGCACAAGAACAGCCUGGCACUACUUGUUUAUCCAAAUUGUCCACUACAAGUGGAGCAUCUGCUAGAAUCAAUAGUAGCAGUGUAAAGCAGGAAGCUGCAUCCUGUUCUCAAAGGCUUGUUGAGGCUUCUAUUAAUAAACCAGCAAACUCAAAGAUAGCGGAUCCAAAUAAUUUUAUAACACAGUCCUCAAGCAGUACUGUUCCUGCUUGUAAGGAAUCUAAAGUACCACAACAGCUAACAGAGAAUCCCUGCAGCCCUCAGAAGACUGAGAAACGCACACAGACGGUACAAUCAACUUUGCCUCAGUCGGUUCAGUCCAAAGAAGAGACAGUCAAAGGAACACAUGUGCAACCUGAACCUAAGGAUAAACCCACAACACCAGGGGGAUCGGGAAUUAAGCCCUUCCUGGAACGUUUUGGAGAGCGCUGUCAAGAGAACGGUGCACGAAGUCCUUCUACGAAUACUGCGGGGUACAGAACACCCAUCGUCACCCCAAAUACAAGGACAAUCCAGGAAAAGCUUCUCAAACAAAAUGAAAAUUCCUCUACUGCCACUUUAGCGCUUCAGCUUAAGCAGGAACGUGAACGAGAACUUGCAUGCAUUCGUGGCCGAUUUGAUAGGGGCAAUCUGUGGAGUGCAGAGAGAAGUGAAAGUUCUAAGAGAAAACUUCCAGAAGCUAAAAUGGAUGGUCCAUCUCAGGGUAGUCCAAAACGUUCUCCUCGCUCAGAUACUACUACUUCUGGAUCAGCAGAAGACACAUCAGCAGGUGACAGGCCAGUAGAAUCUUCCAGUGUAGAAUCUUCAGGUGCUCCUAAAUGUGAAGAGACUGAUAAAUCCAGUUCUGUGACAGUCACUCAGUCGAAGAGCCCUGUAGAAGCGAUGCCUGUGUCAAAACUUGAACAACUUGCUGAGAAACCAGAUGAUGAAGAACGUGAAGUUGAAAUGAAGGCUGGUGAUGAAAUGAAUAGCUCAAAAGUGAUAAAUGAAAUUUUUGAAAUUCUUCAAGAGGAUGGUCCAGACAUAGAAAAGCUGAAGAAGGAAAUGAGCAUGAGCCUGGAGGGUGAAAGUGAUGAUGAUGAUGAGCAGGAAGAGUCACUAAAUAUUUCAUCAAUGUCUCUGUUAACCCCUGUAGUGGAAUCUGUUGGUCCAGAGGUCUUUGUUUCUCCUAGUAAGUCAGUUGGUGAGGAUAGCAGUGUCAGUGAUGUAAGUCAAAAGUCUGAGAAGUUCCAGAGGACUAAAGUUCCCAGGGCGGAAUCUGGAGACAGUAUGAGCUCUUUGUCAGAAGAUCGCAGCCUCCCAUAUAGUGUUGAUGCAUACAGAUCUCAAAGAUUUAAAGAAACAGAUCGUCCUUCAAUAAAGCAAGUCAUUGUUCGCAAAGAAGAUGUUGCUUCCAAACUGGAAAUGAAAAAGAAUGGUCCAUGCGAUCAAGUCAAUAUCAAAAAGAAAAUGCAGGAGCUGAAUAAUGAGAUCAACAUGCAGCAGACAGUGAUUUACCAAGCCAGCCAAGCUCUGAACUGCUGUUUUGAUGAGGAACACGGAAAAGGGUCACAAGAGGAAGCAGAAGCAGAGAGACUACUUCUCCUUGCAACUGAGAAGAGAACUGCUUUAUUGGAAGAAUUAAAUAAACUGAAGAUUGAGGGACCUCUCAUUAAAAGAAAUAAAGCUGCAUCAACGUCUUCUGACUUUACUCCAUCCAGGGGAUCUGUUUCUAUUUCAGAAAUGCGUCUACCUCUAAAAGCAGACUUUGUUUGUGGUACAGUUCAAAAACCAGAAGCAGCAAACUACUACUAUGUGAUAAUACUGAGAUCUGGAGCAGAAAACAUGGUUGCAACUCCCUUAGCAAGUACUGCCAGUUCCCUGAAUGGAGAUGCUCUUACUUUUACUACAACGUUUACUAUGCAUGAUGUAUCAAAUGACUUUGAAAUAAAUAUAGAAGUCUACAGUUUGGUGCAGAGAAAAGAAGCUCCAAGCACCGAUAAAAAGAAAAAAGCAAAUAAAUCUAAGGUUAUCACUCCAAAGAGAUUACUGACAUCUAUUACCUCUAAAAGCACCCUUCUUACUCCAGCCAUGGCCAGUCCAGGUGGCCCUAAUGCUGUACGCACUACUAAUUUCAUCCUUGUUGGAUCCCACAAGCUAUCGUUGUCUUCUGUAGGACAUGCCAAAUUUGCAUUGGACAAGGUUCCCGUUUUGUCUCCUUUGGAAGGUCAUAUAUAUCUAAAGUUAAAAUGCCAAGUGGACUCUUCUGUGGAGGAAAAAGGAUUCUUGACUAUGUUUGAAGACGUUAGUGGAUUUGGAGCAUGGCACAGGCGCUGGUGUGUGCUUUCUGGAAACUGUAUAUCUUACUGGACAUACCCAGAUGAUGAAAAACGGAAGCAUCCUUUGGGCCGGAUAAACUUGGCUAACUGCACUAAUCGUCAGAUUGAAGCUGUCAACAGGGAGUUCUGUGCCCGUCCCAACACUUUUGAACUAAUAACUGUCCGUCCUCAGAGGGAAGAUGAUAAAGAGACUCUUGUCAGCCAAUGCAGAGACACGCUCUGUGUUACAAAGAAUUGGCUAUCUGCUGAUACUAAGGAAGAACGUAACCUCUGGAUGCAAAAGCUAAAUCAAGUUCUUGUUGAUCUUCGUAUGUGGCAACCUGAUGCUUGCUACAAACCAAUUGGAAAGCUUUAACCACAGGAAGGAGAACAUGAAGAAAAUACCUAUGCAAAAGGCCAUGUGAACUAAAAAGGAAAAAAAAUUAAAUAAAAAUCUAUGGAAAGUCAUCUGGAUCACUAAGCUUUAAAUUUGAGAGAGUACAUACCUUUAUAUAGGGCUGUUAUGCAGUAUUUUUGUCUCACUUUAAGGAUUUUAAAACUCAUUUCAUAGCUUUUGAGUAUAGUAGGAAGCAAUUAGCUGUUUCUAAAUGUGCUAAAUAUUUAUAUAACUUUUUGGAUGUGUUUUUAGCUAAGUACUUUCUCUUCUUGAAAAACUAAAUUAUUGCAGGAAAUCGCACUUCAGGGCUCAGGGCCGGGGGGGAGCUAGUGAAAACACAAGCUUACUAGCUAACUCAGCUCCCUGAAUGAGUAGUUCAGAGUUCUCUGAGAAGAAAGGUGCUGAAGCAGGAACUUUGACUUUGGAGGGUUUUUUCAUAAUGAUCAGGCAUAGAAGUUAAAUUUUAUUCUAAAGCAUGCAAUAUAGGCGUUUCUUGCUUGCACAGUAUCCUUGUGGUCAGAACAGGAGAUAUUCACAAUACUCAUGCUUCUUCUGUUUUAAAUAUUUUUGUUGUUUCUUGUACAAGCUGGUAUGGAUAAGUGUAUGACAUGUAUACUAUGUCGUUUACAGGUGUGGAAUUAUGUAUGCAGUAUAUUGCACUUUGAUAGAAAUGAAAGGUCUUGAAUAUUUUUGGUAGGACUGCUAUCUUAAAAAUAAUUUUUAGCUUUAGGGUUGUGUAUGUUAGUAUUUCCUGGACCUCACAGUUCGUACAAGCUUGAAUUCUACUCCAUUUGAGGGCCAGGAAUAGGUUGUAAAAUAGCUUUUUUCUGUAAGACUAUAAAGCUGCUAUCUACCAACUAAUACUCUGGCAGAAAGUAUGGGUUUUCCUCCUGCCAUAAAUGUCUGUAAUUGCAUAUAAAAACAGUACUACAGACCCACCAUAAACUGCCAAAACUACUCAGUUAAAAUCUGCCAUUUUCAUAGCUUUUCACUGUUCUUAGUGAAAUACUAUCUCAUUACCCCACUAUUACAAAUGCAAUAGUGGAAUCCUUGUUUAGCUGUUGUAUUUUCACACUUGAAACACUAAAUUCUGUUAUCUCAAACUGCCACUUUUGUACUUUUGCUUUUAAAUCUACUUUUCUUUUUUCCAAUGUCUUUAAAUAUUUCCAAAUUA
Phasianus colchicus (ring-necked pheasant) is the source of this 4603-nucleotide messenger RNA. RefSeq names its product anillin, actin binding protein (gene ANLN). Gene Ontology annotation, cellular component: actomyosin contractile ring. Lineage: Eukaryota; Metazoa; Chordata; Aves; Galliformes; Phasianidae. Gene Ontology annotation, biological process: mitotic cytokinesis; septin ring organization; actomyosin contractile ring assembly. The record is from RefSeq and is a predicted model, not a curated record.